AUGCACUCUCCAGCUGAUGACGAACUUCCCAUCAUCAAAAGCGAAUUCUACAAACUAGCUGGCUUCCCUGGUGUUAUAGGGUGCAUAGAUGGCACCCACGUACGAAUUCAAGCGCCAUCUCAAAAUGAACCUGCAUUUGUAAACAGAAAAGGCUUCCACUCAAUAAAUGUACAAGCCAUCUGUGAUUAUACAGGCAGAUUCACCAACAUUGUUGCUAGAUGGCCCGGAAGUACACAUGACAGUCAUGUAUUUCGUAUGUCAGGCAUUCGACAAACAAUUGAGGAGAAUUUUCACUCGAUUAACGACGGGGUUGUUCUUGGUGACAGCGGCUACGCGUGUAAACCUUACCUAAUGACUCCGUAUCUAAGACCAUCGACUCCGGCCCAUGAACGGUUUAACUCGGCCCACUCAAGAACCAGGGUAACUAUAGAACGUGCCUUUGGUUGGUGGAAGAGACGAUUUCAAGUUCUCCAUGCUGAAAUUCGGAUGACACCGGAGAGAGUCUGUACAGUCAUAGGAGCGUGCGCAGUACUUCAUAACCUGGCUAUUCUAUUUCGGGAACCAGUUGUAGAUGACGGCCAAGACGUGGACAUCGAUGGGGAUAUCCAAGGACAGUACAAUGGACCCGAAGAUGGGAAGAACAUCAGAAAUUAUAUCACAUUGCAUUAUUUUUAA
This is a messenger RNA of Magallana angulata, 675 nucleotides long. RefSeq names its product putative nuclease HARBI1. The transcript has 4 exons. NCBI's taxonomy places the organism in Eukaryota, Metazoa, Mollusca, Bivalvia, Ostreida, Ostreidae. The record is from RefSeq and is a predicted model, not a curated record. Bases 1 to 675 code for a protein of 224 amino acids.